Molecule: messenger RNA, 1095 nt
Organism: Aaosphaeria arxii CBS 175.79
Lineage: Eukaryota; Fungi; Ascomycota; Dothideomycetes; Pleosporales
Product: alpha/beta-hydrolase
Exons: 3
Coding region: 1-1095 (364 amino acids)
Molecular function (GO): hydrolase activity
Source: RefSeq, a predicted model, not a curated record
AUGGUUCCGCGCCUGUCUGAGUAUGGAGCAGCCAGCUCUCUCGCACUUGCUCGCGAAUGCAACAAUCAAAUGAUUAGGCUGAGCUCUGCGCUGUCUCCAGAACAAUUCCAUAGUAUCACCGGUGGUGGCCCAAGUAUCAGUGAACAUAUGGAGACGUGCUUGAAGUUCCAAGAGCUGGGGGCGGCUUCGAAAGAGAUUGUAGGACUUGGAUUCCGGGCUACAUCAGUUAUCCAGGUUCCGACCUCCACCUAUUUAAUUUUCUAUGUCCACGGUGGCGGCUUCGUGUCGGGCUCCUCGCUAGGUUCAGCGAAGUACCUUUUGCAGAUGUUUCUAGAGUUGGAGCAGAGGGGAAUAGUGUGUGAUAUUAUCAGUGUUGAUUAUGACCUUUCUCCGGGUGCAGUCUACCCCACCGCACUUCGCCAGGUCAUUUGCGCCUACAGAUAUGGAGCCGCUCAGGGGAAGGACAUCGUACUCAUGGGGGAUUCGGCGGGCGGGAACUUGUGUCUCGGGCUGCUCCAGCACUUAGCCUUGCCUAAUCCGCUGCUAGAGACUCCUAUCGAGAAGCCUGGCGGUGGGAGAAUCACAGCGAUGUGUUUACUCAGUCCAUGGGUGAAUUUGCGCACUGAUGGUCCUUCAGUCUACCAGUACAAGUCUUUCGAUUGUUUAGACAAGACCGUCCUCGAUGAAUGGGCCAGGCACUAUAUGGGACCCCGCAAUGUGCUUGACUGUUACAGCAAUCCCAUUGAGCGCGAGAAACACUGGGGAACGAUAAUGCCAAAACAUUCCAUGAUUUUGGCUGGGGGAAUGGAACUAUUCCUAUCUGACAUUAUGGACUUUGCGAGAAAAGUAUCUGUGGCAAGUAGCCUGUCUUUCUUUCCAAUCCAGCAUCUGAUUUGGCAGCAGGAUCGCGAAGACGCUAUGGAGCUUUUGGUGACACCGAGUAAAGGGCAUGCUUGGGCGGCGGUCGACUAUGGCUUCAAAUGCGGUGCGAGGCAGCUUGCUGUUGCCACAAGUGACGACUCAAAGGAGCAUCUCGAAGGGCUAUCUGGAUUGCUGAUGCAGGUUGAUUGGAUCGCAAAAGAGCUCAAUGCAUAA